Molecule: messenger RNA, 4380 nt
Organism: Micromonas pusilla CCMP1545
Lineage: Eukaryota; Viridiplantae; Chlorophyta; Mamiellophyceae; Mamiellales; Mamiellaceae
Product: C2 domain-containing protein
Exons: 1
Coding region: 1-4380 (1459 amino acids)
Biological process (GO): non-motile cilium assembly; protein localization to ciliary transition zone
Cellular component (GO): ciliary transition zone
Source: RefSeq, a predicted model, not a curated record
AUGAGCGGCACCGUACCGACGGUGAUCCCCGCGCAGCUGCGCGCGGCGGCCGGGCGGCCGCCGACGCCGCCUCCCGCGGCGCCGCCCGCGCCUCCGACGGAGGACGCGAACGCGGCGGCGAUGCCGCCUCCGCCUCCGCCUCCGCCCGCGAGCGACGCCGUCGCGGUGACCGUCGCGGCGAGCCCGCCGUCGUCGCCGCCGCCCAGGGACGCGGCGGCGACGCGCGACCCGAUGGCCCUGGACGACUACGCCCCGAGAGGCGGCCCGAUGGUCACGCGCGUGUGGCAGCCCACGCCCGCGCCGGACGCCUCCGCGGUCGGAUCCAUCAUGCUCGCGCCGCUGACGCCGCCGAGAGAGAAGACGCGCGCGGCGAUGCACGGCGGCGCGGGCACCGCGGCCGCGGCCGCGUCGAACCCGCGACGCGACCGCGCGCUCGCGGGCGCGGGCGACGACGACGGCCUCAUCGUCCGCAGGCGCCCGGCGGCGCGCGCGGACAACCUCGCGCGACGCGUCCAGCGCGCCGAGGCGGAGAAAAACGACGCGCGAUGGUUCGACGAGCGCGACGGCGGGAUUCGAUGCGCGGCGGACCCGAUCCCGCCGGGGGGCGAGCGCUCGCGGCCGGCGCGAUGGUUCGACCCGGACGCGCCGUAUUUACAGACGAUACCCGCGGUCGAUCACCUCGCGGGGUUGGACGGCGCGGCCGCGAUGGCGUCGUCGUUCGGCGGGGGCGCGAAGGAUGACGACGCGUAUCGGUUGGAAGUUUCCGUGGGGAGGCUCGAGUUCGCGUGCCACCCGCUCAUGGGGAAAGAGGACUUCCUCGCCGCGCAGCUCGAGGAGACCUUCCGCGCGUACAAGCGCCGCGAACUUAGCGGGUUGGCGCGGCUGUACGAUACGAAGAGCCACGCCGCGAGGGCGAGGGCCAAGGCGCUGAGGCGAGAGAUGGACGGCGGCGUCGCGCUCUUUCUGAGCGGCGCGUCCCCCGCCGAACGCUUAAAGGCGAUGGAGGAGGAGGCGGAGGAAGCGCUGCAGCUCGCGUUGGACGAGGGCGAGAAAGCGCGGGCCGCGGUGAAGCACAUGAUUGAUCUCCACGUCGCCAUCGAGGAAGCGCGACGCGCGAUGGGAAGCCGAGCGACGAGCGUUCGAUUGGUCACGCGCCCGAAGCCCGGGUCGGACCCCGCGCAUAUCGCCGCGGGGACCGCGGAGCUGGAGCCGAUCCUGACCGGCGGUCCCCCGCGCGACGAGGGCGCAAACGUGUUGCGAGCGGAGCAGAACCGCAGGUCGAGGGCUGCGAGCGCGCGAUUCUCCGUCGCGUUGGAGAUCAACGGAAAGACGGUUCCCGGGUGGUCGCAGCCGGUGUCGUUAUCCUCCAACGGCGGCUUCUCCACGACGAUCGCGCACGCCUUCUCCGUGACGGUGUCCAAGUGGCCCGAGUCCGUGCGCUUGGUGUUAUACGAGAAGGGCACGGUCAUGGACACGAAGAUCGCGGCGGUGCCCGUGGCGUUGCCCGGGGCGGAGCUGGACGCGCCGACGGCGGACCCGCACGCGAAGCAGUACCAGUUCAGCGCGGAGAGCCCGUUCAAUCCGGCGUGGAACAACACCGCGGCGGGCGCGAUCCCCAUCGGCGACGCCACCGCGGAUACGGGCGCGAAGUUCACGUCCGGGUCGCUGUUCAUAACCUGCGCGUGGGUCCCGAGGGAGACGCACGGGUUCGGCGGCGCCGCCGCCGCCGCCGCCGCAGCCGCCGCCCGCGACGACGAUGUGGAGAAGCGCGCGCGGAUCGCGCCGCCGCCGCCGACGCGCGCGACGAUGAAGAAGCAGAGAGCCGCGCACGCGCUGCAGGGCGCGGGCGUGGACUUUCGCGCGUCCAUCGACGGAGGAGAGGGAGGAUUGAAGGCGGCGCUCGACCCGUCCAACCCGGAGGACGCGGCGUUGCUCGAGACGAUGGAGACGAAGGACGCGCUGAAGCACCAGACGGGAGGAGGCGCCGUUAACGGCGGGUUCAGACUCGCCAGCGUGGACGACCAGAUGCUCGGGUACACGUCCAAGGCGUCGAAGCGGCAGCAGCUCCUGAAGCUUCGCGCGGAGCAAGGGGUGCCGCUCAUGGACGGCGGCGUGCCGCUCGAGGAUGUCAACAUCCCGGAUCACCUCCUGGAUAAGACGGCGGAGGAGUUCGCGGGGGAUAAGAUCAUGGGCGCGCAGAUGGCUGGGCUCGCGGAGGCGGACCGACGCGCGUCGAAGAUUGCCGAUCACCUGCACAGGAUUCGUCUGAACUUGAAGCGCGCGAACCGAAACGCCAAGGCGGGGAUCAAGGGCACGAAGGGCCCGGCGCGGACGGAGGACGUCGUGAAGGACACGCCGCUGCCGAUCCUCGCGUUCAACAUGGAAAACAUCGCCCGCGUGUUUAGCUUUCUCAAACCGCGGCGGAAGCUGCGCCCGACGCGCCGCAGAGCGCGCGCGGAGGAGUCGCACCCGGAGUACUGCGAGGUGGUCAUCAACAUCCAGAAGGCGUUCAACUUGCCGGUGCGAUCCGGCGGUGGCGGCGGCGGCGGCCGCGGGAUGAACCGCGGCGGGGGCUACGGCGACGACCGCGGCGGGUUCGGCGCCGGGUUCGGCGGCGAGCUCCAGCCGUAUAUCGAGGUGACGUUCCAAAACUACACCACGCGCACGCGCGUCGCGAGCGGGUCGUCGCCGUCGUGGCAGGAGAGCAUCUCGCUGCCGUUCAGACCCCCCGGGGGAGAUUUCUCCCCCGCCGGCCUCGUGAACAUGUCCGACGCGAUCGAGAUCACCCUCUUCGACGAAGUCCACGAAGAGCCCGAGCGUUCCUACGGCGCCGCCUCGAGGACGAGGAACGGUGGCUCGGAGACGACGUCCACGACGCGCCACUUCCUCGGGAAGAUCAACGUCUCCGUCGCGUCGCUGUAUCGCGCCGGCGACGGCAAGGUGGAGGGCGUCUUGCCGUUUGAGCAGCCCCGCGCGCUCAUCGGGUACGACACGCCGCCGCCGGUGGCGAACGCGACCGGCCGCGGCGGCGUCCCCGGCGCCGGCGGGCUCUCUCCGCAGAUCCGCGCGAGCCUCGGGGUGUACAUCCAGUUCGCCCCCGCGCUCGCGAAGCCCGACCCGGGACCGUCGGACGCCGGCCAGGGCGAAGAGGACGCGCUCUUGCGGCACGGCCAAAAGUGGGAGAUGGACGCGCGCGGUGCGAACAAAUCGUGCAAGCACCGGCCGUACGUCAGCGCGGUCACGAACGCGCAAGGGCGCUCGUGCUUGCUGCCGCGCUACGUCGCCCCCGCCGCGCUCCCGCCUGGAUUCCAGGGCGCCGUCGCGGACGAGCCGACGCUGCGGCAACUGCUUCGCUUCGUGCACCUCGUCCCGCACGUCUCCGACAUGGAGGCGUUCGAGACGCCCGCGAACGUGGACAUAUGGACUACGUCCGCGGAGUUCCUCGACCUGUGCGCGGGGGACUCGGAGGAGCACGCGCUUCUGCUCGUGGGGUAUCUGCUCACGCUGGGCGUCGAGGCGUACAUCGUGCUCGGCGUGAGCGCCGCCGACGCCAACGCGGCGAUGGUGUUCACGCCGGGGGGGCAAGGCCGCGCCGCACAGAAUAUGACCAGGCACGGCGGAAGGAACGGUGACCCGAACGCGUACGCGCCGAUGCUCGAGGACGCGCUGAUGUGGGACCCGUUCAGCGGGGAGGUGUACAGCGUCUACGACUCGUCGUGCAGCGCGUGCAUGGGCGAGAUCGCCGUCGUCUUCAACGCGGAUAACAUCUGGGCCAACGUGCAGCCGAGAGCGCGGCCGCACGAGAUGCACUGGAACCUGAACGACAGCGCGCACUGGAAGCCGUACUUCAGCGUCACCGGGUUCGCGCCGCGGAGUUUGCCGACGUGCCAGAAGACGAUCGCGUACCAGUCGUACGAGCCCGCGUUUUACGAGAGAAUCGCGAGCGCGGUGGAACGAGAGGCGAUGGACGCCGUCGUUCGCAUCCGUUCGCGGCAGCACACGCCGUUCAACCGCCGCGUCUCCAGACAGCUCAAAGAGAUGCUCCGCGACAUCGAAGGCCACGUGCUGAUGUCCCCGGACGAGGCUGCGAUGGGGAUAUCGUUGGGAGGCGGCAAGGGGCGGGUCGGGACGCUCACGGAGCUGCACGUGAACGAGCUCGGGAACAUGCUGGACGGGUACACCGUCACCGGGUGUCCGAUCAACUUGCGGUUCGUGGACGCGGCGGAGGUUCGAAACGCGAUCGAGGAGACCGCGAUCGCGGACACGUCGAGGAGCGACGUCGAGUUCGCGGUCGCGACGCACGUGGAGCCGUACGGCGCGACGUUCGUGUGCUCCGUGUGGAUAUACGUCGCGCGGCUGACGAAAAAUUCGAGGUAUUAA